Molecule: messenger RNA, 1601 nt
Organism: Magnolia sinica
Lineage: Eukaryota; Viridiplantae; Streptophyta; Magnoliopsida; Magnoliales; Magnoliaceae
Product: probable leucine-rich repeat receptor-like protein kinase At1g35710
Exons: 11
Coding region: 31-1068 (345 amino acids)
Molecular function (GO): protein binding
Source: RefSeq, a predicted model, not a curated record
GUUCGAAAGGGAAACUGUUUUUCAUUUCUGAUGAAAAACAGUCCUUUUUCCUUUUAUCAGUUCUGCUGUCUAUUCAUGAGAAAGAUGGGCUCUCCUUCGACGACAGUCGCUCGGAUCUGUUGCCUCUUUCUGCUUCUCUCCGUCGCUCGCUCCAAAACCCUAAAAAGAGACGUGAAAGCCUUGAAUGAAAUAAAGGCAUCUCUGGGAUGGAGAGUGGUCUAUGCAUGGGUUGGAGAUGAUCCUUGUGGAGAUGGUGACUUACAACCAUGGACUGGCGUUACGUGCUCCAGUCAAGGAGAUUACAGGGUUGUGACAGAACUGGAGGUUUAUGCUGUAUCAAUUGUUGGGCCGUUUCCUACUGCUGUAACCAAUCUGCUGGAUCUGACAAGGCUGGAUCUCCAUAAUAACAAACUGACAGGGCCAAUCCCUGCUCAAAUUGGACGGUUGAAACGUCUUAGAACACUAAAUUUGAGGUGGAAUAAGCUACAAGAUGCAAUUCCUCCUGAAAUCGGUGAAUUAAAGAGGCUGACACAUCUGUACCUGAGCUUCAAUAAUUUCAAGGGGGAAAUUCCCAAGGAGCUUGCAAAUCUACCAGAGCUUCGUUAUCUUUAUCUUCAUGAGAACCGCUUUACCGGCCGAGUUCCUCCUGAAUUGGGCAAUCUCCCAUACCUCCGGCAUUUAGAUGUUGGUAAUAACCAUUUGGUGGGAACCAUAAGGGAGCUCAUCCGUUUUGAAGGAAGCUUUCCCUCUCUACGCAAUCUGUAUCUAAAUAACAAUUUCUUGACUGGAGGUAUACCAGCACAGCUUGCAAAUUUGACGAAUUUAGAAAUACUAUACCUGUCAUACAACAAAAUGUCCGGGAUCAUACCUUCUGGGCUUGCCCAUAUUCCUCGAUUGACUUACUUGUAUUUGGAUCACAACCUAUUUACAGGGCGGAUUCCGGAUGCCCUCUAUAAACACCCCUUUUUGAAAGAAUUAUAUAUUGAAGGCAACCAAUUCAAGCCUGGGGUGAACGGUAAAGGCGGUCACAAGGUUCUUGAGGUCUCGGAUACGGAGUUCCUAUUUUAAUUUGCAUUUUUAUAUUCUUUUAACUGUUGUUGGAUCACAUGUUUAUCAUAUUUGGUCUUGCAUGCUUCACUGGAUGAGACCCUCUUGCAGCCACAGUAGGAUGGUUGGAACCAUCCAUCUGCUGGGGAAUGGAUAAUCCUCAACAUCCGUGAGUGGCAUUGCAAAUGAGAGGAUGGCACACAAAUGUAGUCCGUGACCCAACAUAUAUGGGCAGGACAUCUUUUCAGUGUUUUUUCUUGGACGUUGCCCAUCGACUUUGGUUCCUUGUAGCUGGAUGGUUCUCAUCAUCUGACCACAGCUGCAUGUGGCCCAGUCCUGUGAUUGACGGGUAUGUACUGCUGCACAUGCAAAACAAACUCCCAACCAUUACGAUACCACUUGAUAGUUUGACUGAUUCAAAAGGCCUGUUCCCAAGCUUCUUUUCCCACUUGUAUUGUUUAUUAAUGCAUCAAAUCAAAACCUUACCAGUUUGGUGAUUUUCUUUUUUGGUUAGUAAAUUUAUGGGGGAACAUAAAGAUAUUCUUAUUGAUGUA